Molecule: messenger RNA, 5428 nt
Organism: Centruroides sculpturatus (bark scorpion)
Lineage: Eukaryota; Metazoa; Arthropoda; Arachnida; Scorpiones; Buthidae
Product: Down syndrome cell adhesion molecule-like protein Dscam2
Exons: 23
Coding region: 1019-5428 (1469 amino acids)
Biological process (GO): cell adhesion; axon guidance
Cellular component (GO): plasma membrane
Molecular function (GO): protein binding
Source: RefSeq, a predicted model, not a curated record
UGGAUAAAGAAGAUUUUCAAUAAAGCUAUAUUUUUCUUUCUAGAUAGCCUUUGAGCAGUUUAUCAUGAUAAAAAUAUUUGCUAUAUUUACAAUCUAAUCGGAUUUUAUAUGCAUUUUUCAAACAUAAAUAGUUGUAAUUUAUAUAAACGUUUCAGAUAAAAAUAUCGAGAUCAAUAAUUUAUACGCUGUAAAGGAACAGUAUUCGCGUAUAAUUAUCGGAGCGAAUCAACUGUAAAAUAAGGAUAUGCUACUUUAGAAACGAAAUUUAACUUAAAGGUGAUCUGACUAGAAAGGGGAAAUGGAAUAUAUUAAACAACUGUGGCUAAAAAUCUAUUAAGUCAACUGUACUUUACCUAGUCAAGUUUUACGAUCGACUGUUCGCAUAUCAUUAAUCAUUCGAUAGAAAGUGAAGCAGAAAAUCCACCAAGCGCAGUAUCAAGUCUGCUUUUAUUGGUACUAUACAAAGGUUCAUUUGGUGCAGCGUAAGAUUUAACUUGUCCUUUCGGUCAAUGGAGAUAGCUUACUGCAUCUUUAGCAUUAAAAGAAGAAGAAACUUAAGACCGAGAUGUAAAAUCCUCUUAACGUGCGGUGCAUUGGUUUACAGAAGUGAAUGGAUAGCAAAAUCUCAUCAGAGGCAGCUGGCGCCUAACGCCUAGCGUGCUCCCACUAGCUGUUCGGAUGUGCCAUUUCACUGUAGCUCUGUCAGAGUUAGAGAGUGCUGGACAGUUCGACUAGACACAACGGACAACCAUUGACUGACAUCUGUUAAUAAUUGGCCACAGGCAAUUCGACACUGGGUUGCUGUCAGGGGCGUAACUAUGGUGAGUCCGUUAUUGAUGGCUGCAUCGUCGGGCUGAAGCCACUGCGCCUAGUAAGGGGGUGAGUAAGCAGUGGCAGUCGGUGGUACUCUCGCUCUAAACAGUUGCUCGUUUCUGACCCUCGUGACUGUUCGCUUGGACUUCUGCCUCUACAACAACUAGGAAUAAUUAUGUGACGUUGAUGUGACAUACCUCACGCCAUGAUACCUUGGUGGUGGAAAUAUAUAAUUUUCAUUUUUCUCUGGAUUACUUCAGCUUUUUCUGCAAAUCAUGAUAGGGUGGGUCCUUCUUUUGUUAUGGAACCAGCCAGCAGAAUAGAUUUUCUUAACUCCACCGGCACCGUAAUACCAUGUACCGCUCGUGGUAUUCCAACACCUUCAAUAAGUUGGAUGAAAAAGGAUGGUUCUUCUGUGGGAGAUAUACCUGGAUUGAGACAUAUAAGACCAGAUGGAUCUCUGGUGUUCUCACCUUUUCCUGCCGAGGAUUAUAGGCAAGACGUCCAUUCAGCUGUCUACAGGUGUGUGGCAAGCAAUGUUGCUGGGACAAUCGGAAGUAGGGAUGUUAUUGUCAGAGCAGCUGUCAAACAAUAUUACGAAGCACAAGUUUAUGAUGUAUUCGUUACUAGAGGAAAUACUGCAGUGCUACAAUGUCACAUUCCAAGUUUUGUAAAAGAAUAUGUUUCGGUUACGUCUUGGAUUAGGGAUGACGGAUUGAUUAUACAAUCAGAUACUACAUCAGAUGGUAGAUAUAGUGUCUUCCAAACUGGAGAACUGCAUAUUCGACAUGUUGAACCAACCACUGAUGGCCGGAGAAAAUAUUACUGCCAAACAAUACACAGAAUUAGUGGUGAAGUUAAAAGAAGUAGUUCUUUUGGACAACUAGUCGUUACAGAUCCACAUAGCAACUUUCCACCAAGAAUAAUAAACAGAAAACCUAGUGUGAUUAUCAGACAAGGAGAAACAGUUGAACUUCCCUGUGCUGCAGAAGGUUAUCCCUUACCAACAAUUACUUGGUAUAAAGAACAAGGUUCGCAAUCAACUCCAAUUCAGACCAAUCAAAGAUAUCUCCAGUUGGGAGGAACUUUGGUUAUACAAAAAACAGUUAUACAAGAUAGUGGAAAAUAUGCUUGUUUUGUUAACAAUACAGUUGGACAAGAAAAAAUUGAAACUGAUCUAUUAGUCACAGCUCCAAUUGCUGUUUCUGUCAAUCCAAAACUUGUUACUGCUGUUGAAGGAGAUGUUGUUACACUCAACUGUUCAAUAUCUGGAUAUCCAGUACAGUCUCUUAUGUGGAUGAAAAAUUUAGAGCCUGUAGUAUCAAAUAGUAGAAUUCAAUACUUAUCAAAAGAUGUACUUCAGAUAAAUUCUGUUAUUAGAGAAGACAAAGGAAUGUAUCAGUGUUUUGCAUAUAACGAUCAAAUAUCAUCUCAAGGAGCAGCAGAAUUAACACUUGGAGAUGAUCCUCCAGUUUUCUCAUAUACAUUCCAAGAACAAACACUUCAACCUGGACCAUUUGUUUCUCUGAAAUGUGCUGCAACUGGAACACCUUUGCCACAAAUUACAUGGACUUUAGAUGGUUUUCCUAUUAGUGAAAAUAUGAGAAUUCGUGUAGGUGACUUUGUUAACAAUGAUGGCUAUGUUAAUAGUUUUGUUAAUAUAACUUCUCUCAAAUCAGAAGAUAGUGGAAAAUAUUCUUGCCAUGCAAGUAAUGAAGUUGCAACUGUGUCUUAUUCUGCUAAAUUAAAUGUAUUUGGUCCACCAUUUAUUAGACAAAUGAAAAAUAUUACAGUUUUAUCUGGAAAUACUUUAUCUAUCAGAUGUCCUGUUGCUGGUUAUCCAAUUGAAAAAAUAAUGUGGGAAAAAGGAAAAACAAAAUUGCCUCAGAAUCGAAGGCAAACAUCACAUCCAAAUGGUACUCUAGUCAUUCAAAAUGUAGAUAGAUCGAGUGAUCAAGGCUGGUAUCGAUGCUCUGCAGCAAAUUCAAGAGGAGAGAGUGCAGUUAGAGAAGUAUAUGUAAAAGUACUUAUUGCUCCAGUAAUUAGUCCAUUUUAUUUUUCAUCAAAUAUACGAGAUGGCAUGAGGAGUACAAUUACUUGUGCAGUUGCUGAGGGAGAUUCUCCAAUCACAAUAAAAUGGUUGAAGAAUGGUCAUAUGCUAUCAGAUAACUCUAAUGUGAAAAUUGAUUCUAAUAAUGAAUUUUUAUCUAUUCUUUUUAUAAAACGAGUUACAUAUAAUGAUAAUGGAAAUUAUACAUGUGUUGCUUCUAACGAUGCUGCUACAACAAAUUAUACUGCAACCAUGGUAGUUAAUGUACCUCCACUAUGGAAAAUCAAACCUGUAGAUAAAUCAGUUACCGUAAGUGAUAGCAUAGUAAUUGAUUGUCAAGCUGAAGGAUUUCCUGAACCACGUAUUUGGUGGGAAAAAUCUUCUGGUUCUUCACCAGGAGAUUAUCAAACUAUAAUCAGUAAUUCACAUAUUCAUACUUUGGAAAAUGGUUCAUUAAUGAUUAAAGAAAUUGAACAAGCUGAUGCUGGAUUUUAUUUAUGUCAAGCUACAAAUGGAAUAGGAACUGGCUUAAGUAAAGUAGUAGAAUUAACUGUUCAUGUUGCAGCUUAUUUUAAAGCAAAAUUCAGUGCAUUAACACUAAAAAAAGGAGAUAAUGCUCAACUUCAAUGUCAAGCUUUUGGAGAGUUGCCAAUAACUAUCACAUGGAGCAAAGAUAGACAGUCAUUUGAACAUCCUUCAGAUCCUAGGUAUGAAAUACAACAAAUGGAAGAAGAAGAUAAUAUUCUGUCAACAUUAAUUAUAAAAUCUAUAGACCGUAGAGAUUCUGCCUUGUUUACGUGUUUAGCAGUUAACGCAUAUGGACAAGAUGAUACAAAUAUACAAUUGAUAAUUCAAGAACCUCCUGACAGUCCUACUAACAUCCUUGCAUCAGAAAUUAGCAGUCGAUCUAUAACAGUUCGUUGGACACAACCUUAUACAGGAAAUAGUGCAAUAACAGCAUACAAAAUACAAUAUAAAGCGGCAUCAGAUAGUUGGGAGACAGCUGAACGAACAACAUCAUUAUCUGGCAGAGAAACUACAGGGAUGAUAAGAGGGUUACGACCAGUAACAAAUUAUCAUAUUAGAGUGUUGGCUGAAAAUGCUUUAGGUUGGAGUGAACCAAGUCAAGUAGUUCAUAUUACAACAAUGGAAGAAACACCUGAAGGUCCUCCACUUGGAGUGAGAGCUGUUCCAAUUGCAUCUCAAUCUAUUCGUGUGACAUGGCAACCUCCAAGAAAAGAAAUGAGGAAUGGCAUCAUCAGAGGAUAUUAUGUGGCAUAUAAAGUGUAUGGAUCAGAUGAUGCAUAUGUUUAUAAAACACUUGAAGUACAAGAUAAUUCUAAAGAAGAAGUUAUUCUUACAAAUCUUAAAAGAGCUACAAAGUACAGCAUAAUUGUACAAGCAUAUAAUUCUAAAGGCAAUAGUCCUCCAUCUGAAGAACUUAUUUUAGAAACAUUACAAAGUGAUCCUCCCAUUUCUCCAACAUUAAUGUUGGUUUCCACAACAGCAACAUCUAUUCAUUUGAAAUGGAAUUAUUCUGAUAAAGAAGAUAGUCCUGUAACAGGAUAUUUUCUCUAUCAUAUGAAACAGCAUGGAACUUGGGAAGAAAGACAAGUUCCUAGUCAUCAAACAACUUACACAUUUCAUGAUUUAUCUUGUGGAACUCAUCAUCAGUUUUAUAUUAUUGCAUUUAACACUGUUGGUAAAGGAAAACCAAGUGAUGUCAUUGGAAUUAAAACACAAGGGUCUGUGCCGAUUGCACCGACAAAAGAUGCCUUGUUUACUAUUAAUGCAACAGCUGUUGUUCUUCAUUUAAACACAUGGCAUAGUGUGGGAUGCCCCAUUAAUUUUUUUGUUGUACAAUACAAAGCCCAUAUGCAGGCAGAAUGGAUUUUACUUUCUAAUAAUAUUGUUCCAGAACAAAAAGUAUCAAUUAUCUCAGAUCUCAGCCCAGGUACUUGGUACACUUUAUUGAUGACUGCACAUAGUGAUGCUGGAGCAACUGAAGCAGAAUACAUUUUUUCUACAUUGACAUUGAGUGGUGCAACAAUUCCCCCAUUAUCAAGUACAGAUGAUAGAAGACCUACAUUUUAUAAAAGCUUGAGUAUAAUGGUUCCCAGUGCUUGUGCUCUUGUUGUCCUGAUUGUUAUUUUAAUUGUUGCUUGUGUUGUUGUAAGAAAAAGACGUCAGUUAGAUAACAUACCAAGAAGAGACUCAAGACUACGUGAAGAGAAAGGAAUGGAGGGAAUGAGCAUGUCUGUCCUUGAUAGAAAACAUACUGGCAGUACAGGAAGUGGUAGUCCAACAAAAGAUCAGUUAUAUUAUCCAUCCCCAUAUGCAAUGAGUAGAGUGCCAAUGUAUCAUAAACAACAUUCUCCUGAUUCAGAAGGUGGACCAAGUCUACAGAGAACAUUAGGACGACACGAACACAUUUAUGAUGUGCCAUAUCCUCCAAAAUGGGAAGAAGAUGAUGAUGCUUAUUCUCAUAUCAUGGAAACAUCGUCUGUGCCUCUACAUACAGGAACAAAUUUAUAUCAAACACCUCGUAAGUUCUACAGUAUAUAA